Messenger RNA from Podarcis muralis (Common wall lizard), 6845 nucleotides. The record is from RefSeq and is a predicted model, not a curated record. Lineage: Eukaryota; Metazoa; Chordata; Lepidosauria; Squamata; Lacertidae.
GGGAGGCGGAGGCGGCGGCAGCGGCUCCUCUCCGGGGCUGAGCCGGGCUGGCGCGCCUGCCUUGCCUGCCUGCCUUCCGUGCGCUCCUCGCUCGCUCGCCCGGGGGGGAACAUGGCCGGGGUGGAGGCGCCGCCGCCGCCGCCGGGGGACCCCGGAGGAGGCGAGGCGGAGGCGGCGUCGGGGCCGGCCGACGAGUCGUCGGACAGCGAAGGCGAGCACGAGGCGCCCCAGAAGCUCAUCCGAAAGGUCUCCACGUCGGGGCAGAUCCGGAGCAAGACCAGUAUAAAGGAAGGAUUACUUCUGAAGCAAACCAGCUCUUUUCAGCGAUGGAAAAAACGUUACUUUAAGCUUCGGGGCCGAACCCUUUACUAUGCCAAGGAUUCAAAGUCUUUAAUCUUCGAUGAAGUUGACUUGUCGGAUGCCAGUGUGGCUGAAUCAAGCACAAAAAAUGUCAACAACAGCUUUACGGUAAUCACACCAUUCAGGAGAUUAAUAUUGUGUGCAGAGAACAGAAAAGAGAUGGAGGAUUGGAUCAGCUCUCUGAAGUCCGUACAGUCCCGGGAACAUUAUGAGGCUGCCCAGUUUAAUAUGGAACAUUUCUCAGGGAUGCAUAACUGGUACGCCUGUUCCCACGCUCGACCCACCUUCUGCAACGUCUGCAGAGAGAGCCUUUCUGGAGUUACUUCUCAUGGCCUAUCCUGUGAAGUGUGCAAGUUUAAGGCUCAUAAGAGAUGUGCAGUCAGAGCAAUAAACAGUUGCAAAUGGACUACUUUGACUUCAGUUGGAAAAGAUAUUAUUGAGGAUGAAGAUGGUGUAGCUAUGCCUCACCAGUGGUUAGAAGGAAAUCUUCCUGUCAGUGCCAAAUGUGCAGUUUGUGACAAGACCUGUGGCAGCGUCCUGCGACUGCAAGAUUGGAAGUGCCUUUGGUGUAAAACGAUGGUGCACACGGCAUGCAGAGAUUUGUUUCCUCGCAAGUGUCCACUUGGCCAGUGCAAAGUAUCCAUCAUUCCACCUACAGCACUGAACAGCAUAGACUCUGAUGGAUUCUGGAAAGCCACCUGCCCACCAUCUUGUGCCAGUCCUCUGUUGGUUUUUGUCAAUUCAAAGAGCGGAGACAAUCAGGGUGUAAAAUUUCUCCGACGAUUCAAGCAGUCGCUAAAUCCAGCUCAGGUGUUUGAUUUAAUGAAUGGAGGGCCUCAUCUAGGUCUACGAUUAUUUCAGAAGUUUGACAAUUUCCGAAUCCUAGUGUGUGGAGGAGAUGGAAGUGUUGGCUGGGUAUUGUCUGAAAUUGAUAAACUCAACUUACACAAACAGUGUCACUUGGGAGUGCUACCCCUGGGUACAGGAAAUGACCUUGCCCGUGUCCUUGGCUGGGGAGGGUCUUGUGAUGAUGACACACAGCUUCCUCAAAUUUUGGAGAAGUUGGAACGAGCUAGCACCAAAAUGUUAGACAGGUGGAGCAUAAUGUCUUACGAAUUGAAACUGCCAUCAAAGCAGUCCAUUCUUCCUGUUACACCGGAAGAGGAGUCUGAGGAAUGUCAGAUGUCUAUGUACGAAGAUUCAGUUGCUGCUCACCUGGCUAAGAUCCUUGAUUCUGAUCAGCACUCUGUUGUCAUAUCAUCGGCCAAGAUAUUGUGUGAAACUGUAAAAGGCUUUGUGGCUAAAAUAGGAAAGAGCUGUGACAGACCCAUGGAGAACACAGAAGCUGAUGCUAUGGCCAUUAAAUGUUCAGAGCUGAACGAGAAGCUCAACCUGUUGCUUCAGGCCCUUCAUUCUGAAGCCCAGGUUGCCCCUGUGUUGCCGCGAAGCACUUCCCCCAUUGCAGAGGAAGCAGCCGAAGAGUCAUCAAGCGAAGAGUCUCUGUCCGAUGCCAAGGAGCCGCUGACAGAGAGCAACAGAACGUCUGUCCCACACCAGAUCUUCAAGCCACGAGAACAGCUCAUGCUCAGAGCAAAUAGUCUGAAGAAGGCUCUCAGGCAAAUUAUUGAGCAAGCAGAAAAAGUUGUAGAUGAGCAGAAUGCCCAUUCGGAGGUGCAGAUAAAUCAGUCGUCGGUGAAGUAUAGUAAGGAAUUGGAUGAAUCCAAAGAAGAAGAUACAAAGGAAUCUGAAGCUCACCCAGUUAAAACUGCCCCCAAAUCUCCAGUUGGACGGAGAAGUCGCAUUCCUUCACAUGAAAGUUCUUUUUCAGCAACAACCUGCACAGCCAGCAAAGAAAACCUUCCAGUACUGAACACGAGGAUAAUUUGCCCAGGUCUAAGAGCAGGUCUGGCGGCUUCUAUUGCCGGGAGUUCUAUUAUCAGCAAAAUGUUACUAGCCAACAUUGAUCCAUUUGGUGCUACGCCGUUUAUUGAUCCUGAUCCAGAAUCACUGGAAGGAUAUUCAGAGAAGUGCGUCAUGAACAAUUAUUUUGGCAUUGGAUUAGAUGCAAAGAUUUCAUUAGAAUUUAAUAACAAACGAGAAGAACACCCUGAAAAAUGCAGAAGCAGGACAAAGAACAUGAUGUGGUAUGGUGUACUUGGUACUAAAGAAUUACUGCAACGGACCUACAAGAACUUAGAACAAAAAGUUCAGCUUGAGUGUGAUGGACAAUACAUCCCCCUCCCCAGUCUUCAAGGCAUAGCUGUUCUGAAUAUCCCAAGCUACGCUGGCGGGACUAAUUUCUGGGGCGGAACCAAGGAGGAUGAUAUAUUUGGGGCACCAUCAUUUGAUGAUAAGAUUUUGGAGGUUGUUGCGGUAUUUGGCAGCAUGCAGAUGGCCGUUUCUCGUGUUAUCAAGCUACAGCACCACAGGAUAGCCCAGUGCCGGUCGGUAAAGAUCACCAUACUUGGAGACGAAGGAGUCCCUGUGCAGGUGGAUGGAGAGGCAUGGAUCCAACCUCCAGGAAUUAUUAAAAUUGUGCAUAAAAACAGAGCACAGAUGCUAACCCGAGACAGGGCCUUUGAGAGUACGCUGAAAUCCUGGGAAGACAAACAGAAGUGUGAUUCCUGCAAACCGAUCCUGAGAUCCCCUUUGUACCCUCAACAGCCUGUGGAACUGGCCACUGAAGAGGAGACUUUGCAGAUCCAGUCGUCUUCUCAGGCCGCAGAGGAACUGAUUAGCAGAAUCUGUGAAGCUGCAAAGAUACACAGCUUGUUGGAACAAGAACUGGCUCACGCAGUAAAUGCAUGCUCUCAUGCGUUAAACAAAGCCAGUCCAAGUUUUUCGGAGAGCCUUACCAGAAACAUUGCCCUGGAAGUCGCUGUCAACAUGAAGGCUCUGCAUGAUGAAACCAAAUCCUUGCUAGUAGGAAGAGCUCCUUUGCAGUUAGAAUCCCCUCACGAAGAACUGCUCUCAACAGCUGUGCACAAUUUAGAGAGUGAAUUAAGGAAACUGGCUGAGAUUCCCUGGCUCUUGUAUGUUCUGCAAUUAAAUGACGAUGAGGAUCCUCCUUUGGAAUAUGCUAAAAGAAACAACAGAAGCACUGUAUUCCGCAUAGUGCCAAAGUUUAAAAAGGAAAAGGUUCAGAAACAAAAGACUAGCCCUCAGCUCGUUCAAAAAUGGGGCACAGAUGAAGUUGCCGCUUGGCUGGAUCUGCUCAGUUUGGGAGAGUACAAAGAAAUCUUCAUCAGCCAUGACAUCCGAGGCUCUGAGCUUUUACAUCUGGAAAGGCGAGAUCUUAAGGACCUGGGGAUCACGAAAGUGGGUCAUAUGAAGCGAAUCCUUCAGGGAAUUAAAGAACUCGGCCGGACCUUGCCUUUGACUGAAGUAUAGUUCUCUUGCUGGCCUCUGAAGAAGAAAGGCUGUUUAUGCAAAGCCGUGGAGGUUUCUGCACGGAUGUGUGGGUGUCAGUAUGUGGCGUGCGAGGGAUUGUGUUGGGGGCAUUGCUUGAAAACAGAGCCUAAUGGGAGUCCUUGGAAGGUUUUGUGGGGCCUAACGUUGCUGCGAAGUACAUUGCGAAGAGCAGCUCUUAAAAAGUCCGCUUUUGACCGAAAUCUGGCCUGGGUAGCUUAUGCGUUAUCUAGCAAAGGCCAAUCAAGAUCGGAUGGCUUUCCUUACAUAGAUGGGAUUUCUCAGUACUGCAACAAAUAACUUAAUGCAGGGAGAGCAUUAGGUUUGAAAAAUUCCUGAGGCCUGGAAACACUUGCCAAUGUGUUGGAGGGACUGAUGACCGGUGGGUUUUUCAGGCAAUGCUGAUAACCUCGGCAACCUCCCUCCUCUUCUGUCUCUGACCAAGAAAUCAGGCUGGAGCCACCAUGCUGUAUACCGUGAGUGCAAACUGUAAUGUCUGGUUUGCCCUGAACUGUCCUUUUUGUUGCAUGACACACCUGACACUUUACAGACUUGAACAACUUUUAUAUCGGUUUGGAAUACGGUUUAAUUUAUUACUAUUCUGUGUCUCGUGUUGGUUGAAGGCUUUUUUCUGACGUCGUUCGUACCCUAAACGUGCUGUGAACAUCUCUGCUAUUCUUCAGCAUGGGAUGUAUAUUAAAUAUAAUGGAGAGUCUAUGUCCUCUGGCUGCAAGUAACUUAAUAGUAUUUUUAAAAGGCUGGUACCUCACAAUAUUACGAGUUUACUCCCGAGAAACAGAAUUCUCUGAAUAUUUUCUUAUCGGCUAUAAAAUAUGCAAUGUUUAUCUCUUACAGCCUCUCUUAAGACAACUGCUAGCUUACUUUGAGUAUUUAAACUUCAAAGCAUGGCAGUAUUGUGACUCAUAGCAAGGUGGAUGUUUGCUAAUUCAGUGGUAGCAACCUGAUUAUGUUCACAGAACUAAGAUUACUUCAUAUUGAAGGCACACUUGGACCAAUUAUUUGAAUAUCAGGGCUUGAUUAUGUGUUUUUUAAUGGUAUCAGUAAAAAUUCCAGAGCAUAUCAAAUAUUCAGUUUACCAACAUGAGGCGUGUCUUUCCUGUAAAUAUUAAGCAAAUACUUCUUUUAGUUCAGAAAUUAUCCUCUUUAGAAAUACUUAAUUCCUGGGAUAUGCGUGAAGCCUGUUUAUCGGUGUAUUUGUUAAAAUGGACUAGUAAAAUGGAUUAAGAAUUGUCUGUCUUAAAAAUUCUAAUCCCUUUAUUAAAAUAAUAUAAAAUGUAUUUAUCUUUGUUUCUCAGCUGAGGCAGAGCUCUUUCAGGUGAAUGCUUAAACCUUUCACGUUAAAAAUAACCAGUGUCAAGUACUAGGUCCUAAAUUGACUGGUGUGAUAUAAUUAAAGAUUGUCCAACAAUGAAGAACAUAAAGACAGUACCUAAUAGAAGACAAAAUAUCUAUUCUGAUACAUGUCAUGAUUUCCCCUUCUGCUUAAGUGGCAGUAAACAACAAUGGGGAAUCCUGAGCGAUGCUACAAUUGAACGUGAUCCAUCAUAGCUUCUGAAAGAAAUUUGAUCAGCUCAGAUAGCAACUAUUGCUCAUCAGAAUUAUGGUAGCAUUUUAUCACUCCAAAUAAGUUGGACUUUCUACCAAGCUUAGGUGGAGCUCCACAAAAACAGCGUUCAGCAUCCAGUUUUCAAAAUGAUGUUGUGCUUUUGUGCUAACAGUGUAUGGACAAAUUCUUUGUUGCGUAUACUUUUAAAAGGAGAAGUACUUGAAGCAUCCUUUUAUAUUAAGAUGAAACUUGUUAUUUCUUCAUUGUUGUGAAAUUUUAGCUAUUUUUUAAAAUAAACCGUAUAGCUCAAAAGUACAGACACUAACAAUUUUCUAGUUUUACGGUGGUCAACGUAAGAUUCACCAUUAAUGUUAUUUACUGAAUUACGAUAACUUACAGCAGGAAUUUGUUUACUUUUCCAAUGACAGCACUGGUUCUCUCAAACUUUGUCUUACCUGCCCACAAAGGCACGUAAGGGAUUAAAUGUGAACUCUUAGCAUAGAUGCCCUUGAAGUUAGCCAGCCUAUUUGGCAGAGAUCCACAACUCUGACAUUACUACAUCUUUUUAUAGUUUCACCGGUUUCUUUAUUUUAGACUCUUAAAAGACGACAACAUUUUCAGCAUGUGAUUACAAUUACAAUGGUAGAUUUCUAACACAGAAAUUUUUCUAGGCUUUUUAUAUUGGCUCUGCUCCAAAGAUCUCUGUGGGAACUUUGAUGUCCACACAGACUAACACAUGAAAAGGCUUUCUUUAUUCACUUUAACUAUGGGAAGCAGCGUCAGUGUCAUGUGAUGGAUACAGAGGGAGAGCAGUCUUUGCUAAUGAAGUGAAUUAAUUACCACCUGAAUAGGAAGGAAGUCUGUAAAGCCUAGAUGAAAAUUAUAUAAAACCUUGGCUAACUAUCACAUACCAAAGAUGAAAUCUUGUGAAACAGGGUGACUAUCGCCAAUACUAAAUAUUACCCUUAAGGACGUAGAGUUAGGAGGACAUUGUAGACACAUGCAUAGUAAAAGAGAGUUAUGGAAAGAAAGAUGGUUUGCAAAGUGAAAUGUCUGAUGUAUUGAUGAAGCUUUAUGGAGCAGAAACUGAUGUGCAUUGUUUCCUCAACAUCUGUACCAAUUGUCAGAUAGUAUUGCUGCCUAUAAGGACAUUCUGAUUUAGAACUAAUCUGUUGUAACAUUAUUUGCUCAAAAUGUUGCAUCUAUUGCCUUUAAAAUGUACAAUGCCUUCUUUUGAUUCUGAGCAAAAGUGAAACGCAAAUUUUCAACAGUAUCUGAAAGGGUUACAUAGAAACACCACAUAGAGAGGAAAGGUUUAGUUAUGAUCAAUCUGGUCAUGACAAUUUGGUUAUAAUAACCCCCAUGCCUUCUGGAUGGAACAUCAAUAUACAAUUUUAGGGAAGCAAAGAAUGCAUGGGCAUUGAAUACAGAAAGGUAUUUAAUUUUUUUUUUUAAAAAAAUGAAUGUUCAAUACAGUACCGUAGUUUUCGCUCCAUAACACGCGUUUUUU